Acaulospora colombiana is the source of this 1872-nucleotide messenger RNA. NCBI's taxonomy places the organism in Eukaryota, Fungi, Glomeromycota, Glomeromycetes, Diversisporales, Acaulosporaceae. The record is from the annotation of a GenBank genome assembly.
AUGACAUCGCCUCACAUUCCAGCGGACUGCGUCGAAGGAAUAUUAGAAUUUCUGGAGGACGACAUAGUGACCUUACACUCUUGUCUCUUCACCUCCAGAACUUGGUGCAAAAUUGUCAUCCCAAUUUUAUGGAGGCAACCUUUCCGAUACAAACGCCACAACCCUUCCGCGGCGCUAAUAGAAACCUAUUGGUCUUUCGUCGGCAUAGAUGAUGUCACGCAGGUGGAUCGAGAAAUCUUAUUAGAACAUCACAUCCAAUUUUCGGAUCCCAGCCGGAGAAAGCUCUUUGACUACCCUUCGUUUCUAAAAAGACUCAACUAUCGGGAUCUGUAUGAUUUCGCCAUGGUAUGGUGCGGUGAUCCAAGAACCUUGCGAACAGCAAAACCAUUUAGACAAGAUCCAAUGAGAACCAUCGCCGAAUGCCUACUUGAUCUAUUUAUUUCCAGGGGAGCAAAGUUUGAUUACUUAUUUUGGGACAACGGAGAAGAAUUGAUCGAUGAGACCUCGGAUACAGGUUCGCAAGAUGUGGUUAUAAUCGAAGAGGACGAAAGUGAUGACAUUAUUUUGGAGAUACCGCCUCUACCCGAUUCAGUAAAUAGCUUUUCAAGCAUCCAGACACUUGGGUGUUUUGCAAUGUGUGAACAUCUUGAACAGACGUUUAUCAAUGCUGCAACCGCAUGCCAAAGGAUAGAGACACUGAUCGUCAGAAUGAGCAUGAGUGACGAGCUGAACACCGUGAGAGCGCAACGAGAGAUGGAAAGUUUGAACAUGCUAAUCGAUGCACAAAAGCACCUACGAGAAUUUAUAUUCGUAGAGUAUCCCGGAAGAUUUUGGUGGAGCCCCUCAUCGAGAUUAAAGGAUGUCGAGCUUUCGCUGAACAGUCAGAUGAAGACGAUUACAAUUGUCGAAUUCCACCAAGUCGAUUUCACAUUUUGGCAUCCAUUGGAGUCCGUAGCAAAUUUGCCAAAUCUAGUGACUUUGGUGUUUAACGAUUGUCGGCAACACGAACUUGUGAUGGAACCCUUUAGAUACAGUUCAUUUCACCGACUUGAAAAAUUGGUUAUGAACGGAUACCGAGUUGACAGCGAUGCUCUAGUCGACCUAUCGAAUACUUUGGUCAGUCACGGGAACAGAACGUUAAAACAUCUUUCGAUGGUUAUGACAUCGCAAAUAACGGCAGCGGUCAUUUCGGCCAUUCAGGAAUAUAAUCAUCCGGAACUAGUAGAAUUAAGGAUUAAAUUUGAUCAUUCACACUUUAUCUCUCUCCUUUCAUGCCCGUUCUAUUCCCUCCCAAGGUUGCGGAAAUUAGUAUUGUGCAGUUGGGGAGAAACGGAAGUUAUAGCGAAUGAUCUAUUGCCGCAACUGGGAAAGAGUUUACCGCCAAGCUUAGUUCAUCUGGAAAUCAUGGCACCAUGGAGAUUUAGCGUCAAAGCAUUGAGAAAAUUCUUGGAUAACAGCUGUGCACCUUUAAAAGUUUUAGAUAUUAGGUAUUGUAGGAAGAUACGUGACCAACACAUCGUUCUCAUUUGGAAUCGAUUGUAUUACACCCUCGAGAGUCUGAUAAUUUCAGAAGAAGAGAGUCAUCCUGAGGUCAGCACCGCCACCGGCAGCACCGAGAGCAGCAAUGGUGAUGAUCACAACGGUGACGACGGCAGCUUGGGGAUCGAGGGUGAAUCUUCCUCUAAAGGCGCACGAAGUGGUGGUGAUCAUGCCACUCAUUCGCACAACGACAUGGAACGCUCACGUCAAGAUGAAGGAACUGCAGAAAUCGGGAUCGAGUCACUGCACGGAAUCGUCAAGAGAACAAAAUUUAAUUGUUCGACCGAUGAAUCCGAUGAUAGAAUUGAAGCUUUGCGAUAUAGAUGGGAAUAA